ACCAAGUCUCUUGAAAUACAAAGCUCAAAAUUAAACACCUUUUGAUACAGAAAUAGAUCCUCUGGCUCUGGAAGAAGGUUUUAACUCUAUUUCUAUCAUUCGUCUUCUCUGCAGACGAUUUCUCUCUGCAAGCUCCCAAAGUCGAAAACUUUAUCAGCAAUGGCGGUUUUGUUGUCAUCUUUCUCUCCACUAGGAAUCAACAUUGACAUGAAUAAGAAUCUGGGUGUUUCGUAUUCUUCUUUCCCUCAAAUUCAUCUCUUUAAGGGUUCUACUCCACUGCGUGUUCGAACAUUCGUCGUCUCGAGUCGUAAAAAUUCAGGAACUGGUUUGGCAAGUGAGGAUAAGAAAUUGUUGCUGGAACGAUAUGGUUAUGAUGCUAAUGAUGACUUUGGGUCUCAAUCUAAGAAGGCGAGAAGGAAAGAAGAGAAAAUGAGUGGAAGGAAUAGUCAACAAGUAGAAGAAGUUGUUGUUGUACAGCCAAGAACAACUCAUAGGUUACUGCAGGUUCUUGCAGGAACGGCGAAACGAAAGAAAUUGCUUUCUCUUAAGGGAAUGGAUGUGAGACCUAUGAUGGAAGUUGUUAAAGGAGCAGCUUUUGGAAUUCUCCAGGCUGCUGGUGGUUGUCCAACGUCUCUGCGUCCUGGUAGGUGGUUGGAUUUGUAUAGUGGUACAGGGUCUGUUGGGAUUGAAGCAAUCAGUCGAGGAUGUUCUGAGGCACAUUUUGUUGAGAUGGAUCCUUGGGUUGUUUCAAAUGUUCUACAACCAAACUUGGAACACACUGGGUUUGUUGAUGCUUCGGUUAUACACACUGCUCGAGUUGAAAACUUCCUGGAACGUGCUGAUAAAUUAGUAGGUAAGGAUGGAGUGUUUGAUUAUAUCAGCGUUACGCCACCUUACAUGGAGGUUGAUUAUGAGGUUCUGAUGGAUCAGAUUGCUAAGUCACCAGCGAUUGGGGAAAAUACUUUUAUUGUGAGUAGCUAUAUAUUUCCCUUUUUAAACCAUCUUAUAAGGAUUUUGGGUCAAUGUGUAAUACUCGUCCUCUUUUGGACAAAAUCUGACCUAGUUGGUCGAGUACCCAUCACGAACAACAAUGCUUGAUUCAUGUGGAUGCCUUGAAAAGAUGACUGAUAGAAGGUUUGGCCGGACACAUCUAGCUAUAUAUGGACCAAAAUGGGCUCAGAAGCCAAGAAAAUCUUAAAGCCACAGUGAUUGUCGACAGUUAUAUCUGGCCAUUUUUUUCGGUUUAAGGCAAUGAAGAGAGACUGUGACUGAAGAGCUAGUUCCUUCUAACCUUUGAAUACUAGUGUGCUUUUGUCCGUCAGUCGCCAUUUUGUUUGUAGCCAAAUACUAAAGCUGGAUACAAGUUGCAGUCUUAUGAUAGUUCUAAAAUCGGUAAUGGUGUAUGUCGGCUUGUGUGUGUCUGUGAAGUAGAGAUAUAGCUGUAAUCUGUAUACAGUUUGAGAUAUGAAGUCAGUUAGAGUUUCUCCUUUUUACUAUUACAUAUGGCCUCUUUUGAUGCUCUUAAGGUCUGAGAGAGCCACCAUGCUACUCAUUGUUUCUAUAUCUAUGUAUCAUAUACAUCCGUAACAAUCGUAAGAAUCACUUCGUAUUAAAGAAAACCAUACCGAAAGUGACGUAACUGAGGUAUGUGUUAAAUC
This is a messenger RNA of Arabidopsis thaliana (thale cress), 1658 nucleotides long. Its product is annotated as methyltransferase. The transcript is spliced from 9 exons. Bases 160 to 1098 code for a protein of 312 amino acids. Gene Ontology annotation, molecular function: methyltransferase activity. Lineage: Eukaryota; Viridiplantae; Streptophyta; Magnoliopsida; Brassicales; Brassicaceae. The record is from RefSeq and is marked reviewed. Gene Ontology annotation, biological process: rRNA methylation.